AUGGCGAUGGGCGAUGGAGCAUGCACGGCAGAUGUUCUAUUUCACCGCGUCCAUGCGGAUGAUGGCCGGGAGGACGCAGUCAUGUUGAAGGUAGAUAGCCCGCGCCCUCUACUGCCGUCCAGCCAGCGGAAAUCCUGCACCGCGCUGCCCAAUCCAACAUGCCCACCUUUCAACAACUAUGCAGCACGUCUCCAAGUUAACGCUGCCAUUGGGCUUCGGCAUGCACUCGUGCACGGCAGCAGCCUUGCAGUCCACUCAGCUCCCAAUUGUUCAGGACCCGAGAGACGGGUAAAACAGACCAUUGGCACGGGUGAUGGCUAUUCUCUCUUGCACGCCGCCAGGUUCUCUGCUUCUCUGCUUGUGCUCUCCCUCGGAUCGCCCCCUUCUGGAUCAGCUGCUACCGCAGAUGACCCAGGAGCCAGGAGGCGCCUCUGCGUCCUAGAGGCUAUGGCAAUGGCAAGUACAGCGCUGAAGAAGCUCGCCACCGGACCGCCCGACGCCAGAAGCGAGGAGAUCACCCGCCUCUGCUCCACUGGCCGCGUCAAGGAGGCUCUCCACCGCCGCUUCCGCGAGUGCCUGUGGUCGGAGCCUGGCCUCUUCUCCCACAUCUUCCGGGCAUGCCGCGCCCUCCCGCUCCUCCGCCAGCUCCACGCCUUCGCCGACACGUCCGGCGCCGCCGCCGCCGCCGCCGACCGGUUCACGGCGAACUACCUCCUCCUCGCCUACGCCGACCUGGGUGACUUCCGCACCGCGCGCGCUCUGUUCGACAGAAUCCCUAAGCGGAACGUCUUGUCCUGGAACAUCCUCAUCGGGGUGUACGUCAAGAACGGUGACAUGGAAACCGCGCGGAAGCUGUUCGAAGAAAUGCGCGCGAGGAACGUCGCGACGUGGAAUGCCAUGGUCGCUGGGCUCACCAACUCGGGACUCAACGAGGAGAGCCUGGGGUUCUUCCUUGCCAUGCGGAGGGAGGGAAUGCAGCCUGAUGAGUUUGGCCUCGGGAGCUUGUUCCGGUGUUGUGCCGGGCUCAGGGACGUUAAGUCCGGGCGGCAGGUCCACGCGUACGUUGUGCGGUCUGGACUGGACAGGGACAUGUGCGUUGGGAGCUUGUUGGCACACAUGUAUAUGCGGUGUGGUUUUCUUCAAGAAGGGGAGGCUGCUCUCCGAGCAUUGCCUCUGCUUAGCAUUGUGUCAUGCAAUACCAUUAUCGCUGGAAGAACACAGAAUGGAGACUCAGAGGGAGCACUCGAGUAUUUCUGCAUGAUGAGAGGUGCUGGUGUGGAAGCAAAUGCAGUCACAUUCGUCAGCGCCGUUAGUUCUUGCUCGGACUUGGCAGCUCUUGCGCAAGGUCAGCAGGUUCAUGCACAGGCCAUCAAAGCUGGAGUUGACAAGGUUGUGCCAGUCAUGACAUCUCUUGUGCAUAUGUAUUCUCGAUGCGGGUGCUUAUGUGAUUCAGAAAGGGUUUGCCUUGGGUAUAGUGGUACAGAUCUUGUCCUUUGCAGUGCGAUGAUCUCAGCUUAUGGAUUCCAUGGGCAUGGACAGAAGGCAGUUAGUCUGUUCAAACAGAUGAUAGCUGGCGGUGCAGAACCCAGUGAGGUUACUUUCUUGACCUUGCUAUAUGCAUGCAGCCAUAGUGGUCUUAAAGAUGAAGGCAUGAGUUGUUUUGUGCUUAUGACUAAUACUUAUGGACUAAAACCAAGUGUUAAACACUACACUUGUAUUGUAGAUCUUCUUGGACGUUCAGGUUGCCUAAAUGAGGCGGAGGACCUUAUCCUGUCAAUGCCUGUGCAACCUGAUGGGGUCAUAUGGAAGACACUACUGUCUGCAUCUGCCAGCAGCAGAUGGGAGGAUGUCAGUAAGGUAAGAAAAACCAUGAGGGAACAGAACGUGAGGAAAGAGCCUGGAGUUAGCUGGGUGGAGCUGAAGGGUCAGAUUCACCAGUUCUGCACCGGAGAUAAAUCCCAUUCAAGGCAAAGGGAUAUUGAUGAAUGCUUGGAAGAAAUGAUGACCAAGAUCAGGCAAUGUGGGUAUGCACUGGACAUGAGCAUGGGUUUCCAUGACAUGGAGGAUGAGGAGAAACAAGUUAGUUUAGCUCACCAUAGUGAGAAGUUGGCUAUAGCAUUUGCUUUUCUGAGCUUACCUGAAGGAGUGCCUAUUCGGGUUAUGAAGAAUCUACGUGUAUGUGAUGAUUGCCAAGUGAAAAAAGAUAGUAUCUCCAAUAGUUUGCCAUUUGGGCUUGGCAAAAUUAAAAAAGUAGGCCCACUUGCAAACCAGAUCAACUAUUUUUCACCGUGA
This is a messenger RNA of Miscanthus lutarioriparius, 2292 nucleotides long. Lineage: Eukaryota; Viridiplantae; Streptophyta; Magnoliopsida; Poales; Poaceae. The record is from the annotation of a GenBank genome assembly.